GAGGCCACAUCCACAGAAGAGACAGAUAGUUGAAGAAGGGAAAGAGUGACACUGGAUUGUAUUGUAGUCGUUGCUUGCUCUUACUAUCUACAAUUCGUUUGCAUUAGCCUCGUAUUCUCCAAAAGGUGGUAGGAGAAAUGCAGUCGCCAGUUAAACAGAAUUUCCACCCAGACAGUGAGGCUGAGAUAAACAAGCUCAUCAACAUAAAGCUGACGGCGUCCUACACCUACCUCUCUCUGGGCAUGUUUUUUGACAGGGAUGAUGUAGCUCUCCCCAGUUUCUCGCGGUAUUUCCUCGAACGCUCUGUGAAAGAGAGAGAUCAGGCGGAGAGACUGCUGGGAUACCAGAACAUGAGAGGUGGUCAAGUCGUGCUGCAGACAAUUGCGAAGCCUAGCAGGGAGGACUGGAAGGGUGGACUGGAUGCACUCACUUUCUCCCUGCAGUAUCAAAAGGCUCUCAAUCAGUCUCUCCUUGAGGUGCACCGCACCGCCAGCACCCAGACCGACCCCCAUCUGUGUGACUUCCUGGAGCAGCACUUCCUGUCAGACAGCCAUGAUGUCAUCAAGCAACUGGGCGAUUAUGUCGGCAGCCUGACACGCCUCACUUCCUCUGCAACCCAUGGCAACAUGGGAGAGUACCUGUUCGACAAGCACACUCUGUGACCUGACAGAGUGAAAAACCGUCUUCUCCUUGAAAUACCAGCCCUAGUUAGUCAGAGAAAGAAGCAUUCUGGUAGAUUGGAAUCUUGUUCUCAUAAUAACUCUAGGACAUACCUCAACCAAUACCUCUGAUGUUUACAGUAAUGUGUAAUCAACAUGGAUUUAACUUUUGGGAUAAUUAAACAUUUAUAAUAAAUUGUGUGUGCACAGUAUUUGUGUGUACACAGUUGUAUUGUGGGUGUGUUUUCAUCUUCUUGGUGCUGUUUGCAUCUGGUUACAUUACUCCACUGGGUCCAGUUUCUACAGGUCAGAAUGGUCCAACUCUUUAUAAGCUCCUUUUGUAACCAUGUUAUUGCCAGACUAUAACUUGGAAUGAUCUGUGACCAACAGUUGAUGAAGCUGAUUCAAAUAAACUGAU
Megalops cyprinoides (Indo-Pacific tarpon) is the source of this 1077-nucleotide messenger RNA. RefSeq lists its product as uncharacterized. Lineage: Eukaryota; Metazoa; Chordata; Actinopteri; Elopiformes; Megalopidae. Gene Ontology annotation, biological process: intracellular iron ion homeostasis; iron ion transport. Gene Ontology annotation, cellular component: cytoplasm. Gene Ontology annotation, molecular function: ferrous iron binding; ferric iron binding. The coding region runs from base 138 to 662 and encodes 174 amino acids. The record is from RefSeq and is a predicted model, not a curated record. The transcript has 5 exons.